Molecule: messenger RNA, 1714 nt
Organism: Suillus bovinus
Lineage: Eukaryota; Fungi; Basidiomycota; Agaricomycetes; Boletales; Suillaceae
Product: calcium proton exchanger
Exons: 17
Coding region: 74-1345 (423 amino acids)
Biological process (GO): calcium ion transmembrane transport; intracellular calcium ion homeostasis
Cellular component (GO): fungal-type vacuole membrane
Molecular function (GO): calcium:proton antiporter activity
Source: RefSeq, a predicted model, not a curated record
GCUGGUGAUAUAUAAGUGGUUUCUUGCAGAAUGUUCCAAAUUCACAACGUGAAACACCUCUACCCAAUCACCCAUGACCACUUCUGAAUCCUCACCAUUACUCGAAAAUGGCGGUCACUCGGGCCAUAGGAAUCUUUCUCUUACUCAUCGCGUUAUCCACUUCAUAAAAGGCAAGGAUGAGCCGUCAUGGGCAGAAUCCUUCAAGUUCUUCAUCUUUGGAACAUGGUUCAAUAUCUUACUCGUAUUCAUACCUUUGAGCGUCAUAGCUCACAACUUGGACUGGGAUGCUGGUUUAAUUUUUUUGUUUAGUUUUAUGGCUAUUGUUCCCUUGGCUAAGUUGUUGGGCGAGGCUACAGAUCAAUUGUCUGUCAAAUUAGGGCAAACUAUGUCAGGUCUCCUUAAUGCAUCCUUUGGUAAUGCCGUAGAAAUCAUCGUUGGCAUUGCUGCCUUACUCAAUGGUCAGUUGCGAAUCGUUCAGACGUCCAUGCUUGGAUCGAUCUUAUCAAACAUACUGCUCGUCCUUGGUUGUUCGUUUCUCGCUGGUGGAUUAUAUCAUGAAGAAGGAAUUUUCAAUGGUACUGGAGCUCAGGCAUCUGCCUCCCUUAUGACUUUGUCGUGCAUCACGCUUGUUAUUCCUGCGGCCUAUGCAAGUACCACAGACGCUGGAGCGCAGAACAACUGCGAUGAUGCCUCUGAAUGUCCCACUGCGGGUCUACUCUUGAUUUCCAGGGGCACUGCCAUGUUGCUCCUGGGAGUUUACUGUGCCUACCUUUGCUUUCAGUUAAAAUCUCACCCCAAACUCUUUACGUCGCCUCCAAGUUCACCUACUGAUCAAUCAAACGGUGAGGAAACGGUAGCAACGACAGAAACGGAGGAAACAGUGCCUCGUAUGGGAACAGCCGCUGCUGGUGUUGCACUUUUAUCGGUAACUGUGGUCAUCGCAUUUUGCGCCGAGUAUCUGGUUUCCUCCAUCGAGGAAACUGCAGUACGCUAUUCUAUCCCGAAGACUUUCAUUGGUGUUGUCUUGUUGCCGAUCGUGGGCAAUGCUGCGGAACAUGUCACUUCAGUCUGGAUGGCAAUAAAGAAUAAAUACGAGCUCACCCUCACUAUUUGCAUCGGGAGUUCCAUUCAAAUUGCCUGUUUCGUCGUGCCGCUUCUCGUGAUCGUCGGUUGGAUAGUUGGUCAACCCCUGACAUUGCACUUCCACAACUUUGAGACAAUCGUCCUUUUUGUAUCUGUCUUCCUCGUCAACCUGUUAAUCAUGGACGGGAGAUCGAAUUAUAUGGAAGGUCUCAUGCUCCUUACCCUCUACUUGGUUAUCGCCAUCGCAUUUUGGGUGGCCUGAGAUAUCAUUUAUGAUUGUAAUUAUUGGUACCCGAUAUUUCCCGGCGUCUAUCCCUCAUGCACCCUUUCAAGUUCCUUUGAUGGCGGGCGGGAGGUCAAAGUAGCUAGCAACAAACUAAUUUCUGCGCCACCCAUUUCUUUAUAUACUACCUUAUUCCUUUAGGCAUGUGACACUGUAUGUGAAAGGGAAACAUCAUACAUGGAUUCAUAAUAAUCCGCAAAUGUGAACGUUUACUUUUCUAAGAUAAGGCUGUCUCCCUGAAGUUCUUCAAACUUCUUGCGCGCCAUGCAGAUAUUCAUCUUAAUGGCCGCCGUCUCUGUAUGUGUGAAUGUGGGUGAGCUGGAACCGACCAUUUAGUAGUAACAAACU